AUGGAGUCGAUGCCCGGCCCGCUUCGAGACGCUGGACGAGACGCUGGACGAGACUCCAGCUCUUCCCCGAGUUCUAAGCAGGACGCGGCGAGCUUCUCGGGCCCCAGCCCCCUCAAACCCAACCAAGUGAGUGAGACCGCCCUGUACGGGGUACCCAUCGUAUGUCUGGUCAUAGACGGCAAGGAGAGACUCUGCCUGGCGCAGAUUUCGAACACGCUGCUGAAAAACUACAGCUACAACGAGAUCCACAACCGCAGGGUGGCUCUGGGCAUCACCUGUGUCCAGUGCACCCCCGUGCAGCUGGAGCUCCUGCGGCGCGCCGGUGCCAUGCCCAUCUCCUCCAGGCGCUGCGGCAUGAUCACCAAACGGGAGGCCGAGAGGCUCUGCAAGUCCUUCCUGGGGGCGCACAGCCCCCCGAAGCUCCCAGAGAAUUUCGCCUUCGACGUGACGCACGAUUGCGCCUGGGGCUCCAGGGGCAGCUUCAUACCCGCCAGAUACAACAGCUCCAGAGCAAAGUGCAUCAAGUGCAGCUUUUGCAACAUGUAUUUUUCGCCCAACAAAUUCAUUUUCCACUCCCACCGCACCUCAGAGUCCAAGUAUCUGCAGCCGGACGCGGCCAACUUCAACUCGUGGAGACGCCACCUGAAGCUGACGGACAAAAAACAAUCCGACGACAUCCACCAUGCGUGGGAGGAUGUAAAGGCCAUGUUUAACGGCGGGAGUAGAAAGAGGACUCUGCCCAUGGGCGGCUCGGGGAUGUCCUCGUCCAUGAAAUCGCAUGCCUCGUCCAGCCUGGCCCAAACCAGUUCCCAGGAAAUCCCUCACAAAACGUUACGGUGCGACGAGGACCGGAGAAAUAACAACCUGAGUUUGGCGAGCGGCGCACGGACCUACCCAGUCAUCCCGGUGCCCAGCAAGAGCUUUGGCCUGCUUCAGAAAAUCCCCCCGCCUCUGUUCCCCCAUCACCCCUACGGCUUCCCCAGCUACGGGCUGUGUCCGAAAAAGAGCGACAGUGUGCCCGACGCGAACAAACCCAACGUGUCGGGUGUGUUCUGGCCUGGCGCAAAGGACGCCCUCUACCCGGCGUUCCCCAUGUUCUGGCCGACAGCUGGCGGCCUGCCCAUGCCCCCCUUCUCGGGGUCUCCACCAAACCUUCCAGAGCUGCCAGGCGUCCGGCAGGGAGACCUCGACCUAUCAGACCAGAGCGACCGCGGCGCGAACACACCCAAAGACAGCAACCACCAGCCUCACCACCAGCAGGACGGCGCAGAGCGCUGCUCCAGCUCCCAGUCCUCCUCCACCAGGAACGACGAGGACAAGUCCGGGGACGAGGCCCCCCAGAGGAAAAUCAGCUACAUCUCGGCCUUCAGACCGGUGGGUAAAGACGCGGAGACCAUCGCCAAACUCUACGGCAACCGGGACGGCUACGGCGUGCGCUCUGGCUACCUGUCCCCGGAUUUUAUCAGCGAGAGCUCCAGUUACAGAUCGAUAUCACCGGACAGAGACAGCGUGGUGGACGACGACGACGACGACCCGGACGUAGACGUGGAGUCCAAUCGGGGACAAGACGAGGAGGAUCUGAUCCAGAUCUCGCCCGGAGGGGGCCACAUGGACUCCCCCGUGCCGGACCGGGUCUCCUCUGGUGCUGAGGAGAGCCAGGAGCCGCCUGAUGCCCCCAGCCCCGCGGCAUCACCGGAGGACUCGGUGCACACCGGGUCAUCAGAUGAGGACAGACGGAUGCGUAAUGGCUCUCCUCUUCAUGAAGUGUACUCUCAUGAAAAGGACGGCCACGUGCUCCUCGACGAGCCUUCGUCGCGUGGUUCCAAACACUCGAGCAGCCCCCGCAGAUCCAACGGUGUUCAUCACGUGUCUGAAAUACAGAGCCAACGCAACGCGACAACCUACCAGGAGCAAAAGGACAGACAAGCCGAUGGAGCUUUACGCAUCGACAUCAGCGUGCAUGAAAGAGACCUGGAGAGCGUGGCUAAAGAGGAAUUGCAGAAGCAGCUCGUGGAGCAGGUGGAGUUGAGGAAAAAGUUGGAGAGAGAAUUUCAGCAUCUAAAAGAUAAUUUUCAGGAUCAAAUGAAGCGUGAGCUGUCCUACAGAGAGGAAAUGGUCCAGCAGCUGCAGAUUGUUCGAGACACUCUGUGCAGCGAGUUUGACCAAGAAAACACUCGUUAUGCAAUACAGCAGAGGCUAAAAGAAGCUCAUGACGCCCUUCACCAUUUCUCCUGCAAGAUGCUCACUCCUCGUCAGUGUACCGGGGGCUGCACCUUCAAACCGCCGCUGCUGCCUCCGUAGCCACGCCCCCGACCCCGACCCCGCACCUGACCCCAGCACAGCCCAAAAAAAAGAAAGAAAACUCAUACUAAAAAACACUCACGCUCACACAGGCCCACCUGGUGUGUGUCCCCCUCCCCCGCCCUCUCACCACCACCACCACCUGUAACCCAAGGAUUACCAACCUGCUGUAUAGAUACACCACUGAUUUUAGCACUUGAAAAAAACCCUGAACUUUUGAGUCAAGAGAUCUUAAAAGAGUUAAUUUUGUGUUGUGAGUCAAAGGAUUGUUGAUCUGAAGCUCAAACCAAGGAGUCUCUCCGAAUCCGAAUCAAAGCCGUCUGCUGAAAAGAAAAAAACAAUACUUUAUACUUCUAUAUAUAUAUAUACAUAUAUAUAUAUAUAUCACGUGACGAUGUGCAAUGGCUUGUAUAAAUGUGAUAUUAGGUUCAAAAUGUAUCUCAUUAUUUAGCUUUUGUUGCUUUUUUGAAUGAGUUUUUAUUACAUAUAUUUGUUAUUUAUCUUGACUUUUGGUUUCGUUUAUGGUUUAGAUUAUUCGUAACACUGUAUAUGCUGUUAGCACUUUAAAUGGGCAACCUUUCUGAAUUUGACCAUGCCGUCCAAUACCAAAUUCUUUUUAUCGAAAAUAAAAGAUACGAGGAUCUUUAGUUCUUUGAAACAGAGUUAAUUAUUAUGAGCACUUACUUCCACGGGUUUGACAUCAAACAAUGAAAGAAUUUCUGUCACACAAACUUUGAAGAGAUAAGAAAAAAAAGAAACAUUUGAGCCAUUUAUAGAUAUUAUGUACAGUUCAAACUGAGUAUUUUAACACCAUUUGAUCCCAUGACUUUCUCUGUUUCAGGGUUCUUUCUAUCAUUACAUGCAUCAGUGAGUCACAACAGACAAAUCCAAAACCUUUUUCCCAUCAUAGGAUGGAGUUUUUAUAAGUAAAAAAGACACUGUUUGUAUGAAGUGUGUGUAAUCUGCCACUCACACAAGCUGCAUUUGAUUUUCUCUUAUUUGUUGUAUCUGACACGAUCGACCCAUAACUUCC
Molecule: messenger RNA, 3334 nt
Organism: Pseudoliparis swirei
Lineage: Eukaryota; Metazoa; Chordata; Actinopteri; Perciformes; Liparidae
Gene: skor1a
Product: SKI family transcriptional corepressor 1a
Biological process (GO): negative regulation of transcription by RNA polymerase II; negative regulation of BMP signaling pathway
Cellular component (GO): transcription regulator complex; nucleus
Molecular function (GO): DNA-binding transcription factor activity, RNA polymerase II-specific; SMAD binding; RNA polymerase II cis-regulatory region sequence-specific DNA binding
Source: RefSeq, a predicted model, not a curated record